GUUUUCUUCUGAUAUGUUUUACAAAUUAAGUUAAUUUUGUUUUCUUUCAUUACUUAUAUUUAUUAAAAUAUAAAUGUUUCGAUUUAUUGACUUGAUUCAGUUAGCUCAAGAUGUUCAAAAUGGGGAGGUUUCGCAUCUUCUCGGUUGAAGAUAACGAAUAGUUUAAAUCCUAGUCUCUGAUAAUAUUGAAUUUUAUUUUGUAUUAUAUUUAAAUUCAACACAUUAGCUUUAUUAUGGAAGCUCUAAUACCUGUUAUAAAUAAAUUACAAGACGUUUUUAAUACAGUGGGAGCUGAUGCCAUCCAACUCCCACAAAUAAUAGUGGUUGGGACACAGAGUUCUGGAAAAAGUUCUGUCAUAGAAAGUUUAGUGGGAAAAUCAUUUCUUCCUAGGGGCACUGGUAUAGUAACAAGAACACCUUUAGUUUUACAGUUAAACUACUGUCCUUUAAAUGACAAAGAGAAAAGAACCUUGGAUAAUGGAGCACUACCAAACGUUGAGGAGUGGGCACAAUUUCUACAUAAGAAAUCUAAAAUUUUUACAGAUUUUGAUGAAGUCAGAAAAGAAAUUGAAGAAGAGACAGGCCGAAUGGCAGGACAUAACAAAGCUAUUUGUUCAGAGCCAAUUAUAUUGAAAAUAUUUUCUCCAAAAGUAUUGAAUCUUACAUUAGUUGAUUUACCUGGCAUAACAAAGGUUCCAGUAGGGGACCAGCCUGAAGACAUUGAACAUCAGAUCAAACAGAUAGUUCAUCAGUAUAUAAGUAACCCAAAUUCAGUUAUUCUUGCAGUAGUUACUGCUAAUACUGAUAUGGCCACUAGUGAAAGCCUCAAGAUCGCUAAAGAUGUUGACCCUGAUGGCAGAAGAACUUUAGCUGUUGUUACCAAACUAGAUUUAAUGGAUGCAGGCACUGAUGCUAUUGAUAUACUCUGUGGAAGAGUGAUCCCUGUUAAGUUAGGAAUAAUUGGCGUAGUUAAUCGAUCUCAACAAGAUAUUUUAGAUAAAAAGAAUAUUGAGGAUGCUUUGAAAGAUGAAGCACUGUACCUUCAGAAAAAGUACCCUACAUUAGCUAAUAGGAAUGGAACUCCCUAUUUGGCAAAAACAUUGAACAGGCUGUUAAUGCAUCAUAUAAGAGAUUGUUUACCAGAUUUGAAGACUAGAGUGAAUGUUAUGGUAUCUCAAUUCCAAGCCCUCCUGAAUUCAUAUGGUGAAGAUGUAUCUGAUAAAAGCCAGACACUUUUACAGAUUAUCACAAAAUUUGCAUCUGCUUAUUGUUCAACAAUAGAAGGUACAUCAAGAAACAUUGAAACUACUGAGCUAUGUGGUGGUGCAAGGAUUUGUUAUAUUUUUCAUGAAACAUUCGGAAAAACGCUUGAUUCAAUUCACCCCCUUGCUGGUCUUACUAAAAGAGAUGUUUUAACUGCUAUAAGGAAUGCUACUGGACCAAGACCAGCUCUAUUCGUUCCAGAGGUUUCGUUUGAACUUCUUGUAAAAAGACAAAUACGUCGCCUUGAAGAACCUUCUCUACGCUGUGUUGAACUAGUUCAUGAAGAAAUGCAAAGUAUUAUUCAACAUUGUGGGACUGAGUCUCAACAAGAAAUGUUAAGGUUUCCUAAACUUCAUGAAAAAAUCAUUGAUGUAGUCACACAACUUUUAAGAAGACGGCUUCCAACUACUAAUUCCAUGGUAGAAAACCUUGUAGCUAUAGAGCUGGCUUAUAUUAAUACAAAACAUCCUGAUUUUCAUAAGGAGGCUGCGUUAGUACCUUCUUUAUUAGAGGCAGUUGAAGAUGAUGAUUUAAGAUCAGCAAAAAGAAAUGCACAACAUGGUUCUCCAUAUGAUGAAUUACAUAGAAACCAGCCUUUACGAAAUAGUACUGAAUUAUCAGAUAACACCAACAACAGAUUGCCCAAUUUGAUGGGUGAAAGAAAUGGUGAAGAAGCUCUGGGUAUUAAUAAUACUUCUGCAUCAUCAACUCCAACACAUUUUGAGGAAUUAAAACAUAGCAUCAGCCCAACCAAAUCAAUAAUUCUUUCAUCUGAUCCUUCAUUUGGUACUGGUAGAAAAUUAACGGACAAAGAACAAAGGGAAUGUGCUGUAAUUGAAAGAUUAAUAAAAUCUUACUUUUAUAUUGUGCGUAAAUCCAUACAAGAUAGUGUCCCAAAGGCUGUGAUGCAUUUUCUUGUAAAUUAUGUAAAAGAUAAUUUGCAGUCAGAACUAGUCACUCAUUUAUACAAAUCUGAUCACGCUGAAGAGUUACUUAAUGAAUCAGCCCAUAUUGCUCAACGGAGGAAAGAAGCUAGUGAUAUGCUUAAGGCUUUACAAAGAGCAAAUCACAUUAUCAGUGACAUACGAGAAACUCACAUGUGGUGAUGACAGCCAACUUAUACAGUGUAGUGAUUUUUUUUUAAUGUAAAAUUUUUCUAAAGACUAUUUAUUUAUUGUAUGCAACAUAGAUUGAGUAAAUAAUUCAAUUUUAUAUUUUUACAAAAUAUCUAUGUUAAAAAUUUUGUAGCAUGGACAUGUUCCUUUUUAUUUAUUUAUUUUUCAUACUUUUGCUUAUGUUAUUACUUUUUGAAUUAGUUUCUUGAUCAAGACAUCCGUUUUUGUUCAAGUACCUGCGAGUAUUUUAUUUUUUCUGGUUUAAAAUUAUUGUUUUGAUUUAAAAUGCGGUAGUUUCAUUUCAAGCUAGUUUCCAGUUAUUCAUUCUUGUUUCGUUUUUUAUGACUGAGUAUGAUAAUUGUUAUAUAAUAUUGUUUUGUACCAAUUGUUUUGUGUUUUCAUAAUGUUCUUAGUACUGUUAGUAAGCAUAUCUAAAUUAGACUUUAUUAUAUUGUUGAUUUGACUGCAGUGUAUUUACCUUGUUAUUACUAUAGUUAAACCGUUAUUUGAUGUAUAUAUAUAUGUUACGUGUGUUGUCUAGGCUUGUACUUUUCUUGUUAGCACUUCAGUACGUUUAUGUAUAAAGUUCUGUUUAUUGUAAAUAUAAUAAAUAUUUCGACUGUUUGAAUGGCUUCAUGAAUUUAUUAAUUUACAA
Messenger RNA from Nezara viridula (southern green stink bug), 3033 nucleotides. The record is from the annotation of a GenBank genome assembly. NCBI's taxonomy places the organism in Eukaryota, Metazoa, Arthropoda, Insecta, Hemiptera, Pentatomidae.